UGCGCCUCCCUCGUUCCCUCCAAGACGCCGCGCCUUUGCACCUCCCUCGCUCCCUCCAAAACGCUGCGACUAUGCGCCUCCCUCGGUCCCUCUAGAACGCCGCGGCUCUGUGCCUCUCUCGGUCCUUCCAGGACGCCGCGGCUCUGUGGCUUCUUCGUUCCCUCUAGGACACCGCGGCUCUGCGCCUCCCUCGGUCUCUCUAGGACACUGCGGCUCUGCGCCUCCCUCGUUUCCUCCAAGACGCCGCGUCUCUGCGCCUCCCUCGUUCCCUCCAGGACGCGGCGGUGCCGCGCGGCGCACCGAGGGAAACCCACGGUCACUGGCCAGCCGGUCGGCGUUCGCCAUAUAACGGCGGGCGGCGGCGGCCACCUUCAGUCGACUCUUGCCGCCGACACGAUGCGGGUGCUGCUGGCGGCGGUUCUGGCGGUGGCGGUGGCGGGCGGCGGCGCAGCGCCGUCGGCAAGCAUCUCGCUGCCGGCCGAGCACAGGCUGCCGGCCGAGCUGGUCUUGCCUGACACGGCGCACAUCCCUGGCCAACGGCUCGGGGAGUGGGGCGUCGACAAGUUCUUCUCGCUCUGGUACAUCUUCGCGCUCAGCGACAACGUCGAGGUCUCCAAGGAGGCCUACACCGUGCUGGCCCCGAGCAACGAGGCGUUCGAUCGCGUCAAGCUGACGCCUGGCUUCUCCGGCCGCGACCACAUCGUCAACGUGCUUCGAAACCACAUCAUCCUGGGCGAGGUGGUGACUGAGGAACGCCUGAAGCAGCUGAAGGAGGGUAGCCAGCUCAAGCUGAACACGCUGCUCGGCACAACGGCCGUCUUCACCAGCCGGGCAGGGCGUCUCUAUGUAAACAAAAUCGAGAUCAUCGGCGACAUCUUGGAGAUCACCAACGCCAGCAUCGUACGCACCGCCGACUACAUCCCGCUGCCGGACACCCUGCGGCCGUCUGCCGAACCGGACGUUGCUGAGUCACCGAUAGAUGGCAGCGGCGACACUGAGCCGGGUGACCUCACCGCCAGUGAGACGGCCUCGCUGCCGCUGCUGAAUGAGGUAGGCGAGCUGUCGGACCCGGAGCCGGGGCUGGCGGUGGCUCACGCGGUCGACCCGGUCGGCCACGAGUUCGCCACCAACAACCAGCGGGUGAAGAUCCCAGCCGUCGGCAAAGACAGCUUCGUCGAGGCUGUGGAGGACGCGCUCAGUCUGCUCCGCUCCGGUGUCGGCGAGUUCCAGGGCUACUUCUACGACGCCAACAUCACCUCCAUGUUCAGCAAAGACAAGGAGUACACGCUCUUCCUCCCAGUAAACGAAGCGUUCCAGAGGUUUUACCCGAUCGACUGGGGCUUCAACCCCUUCCUGGUCAAGGAGUUUACCCGAGAAACGAUUAUGAACCACUUUGCGCCGGGAAAGCUCACCAGCAAGGAUAUCAAGGAUGGACUCAGGAUCAAGACCAUGGGCGGCAAGGAGCUUAAGUUCAAAAAAGUCCCAGAAAACAUCCUGGUGAAUGGCAACCCGCUGUUCCUGGGCGACACGCCCAUCUCGCACGGCAACAUCCUCUUCCUGGAUGAGCUGCUCUUCGUCGACUAUGACGUGGUCGCCGAACUGCGGCUGCAGCACAGAGACAAGGAGACUGCGCCCCUGGUGGCCGGAGUGGCCGGAGAGGCACUCUUUCUGGCGCAUCUGAUCGGAGAACUGACGCACCGAGAAAACUCAGGAAGUGAUGCCACCUUCAACAAGUUCAUUGACUACCUGUACCGGAGCUUCGACGACAUUGUAACAAGCGUCUCGAAUGACUACAAGUACACGUUCCUGGCGCUGGACGACAGCGCCGUGGCGGCGGCGCUGGGUGCGGCCGGCGGGGACCCGCUGCUGGCCGAUUCGGCACUGCGCGACCAGCUGCUGCUGUCGCACCUCGUCCCCGAGCGGCUGUACCAGCACGACCUGCGCGACGGCUUCACCACCCAGACACUCGGCGGGCAGACGAUGAAGGUCCAGGUCAAGGACGGCGAGACCUUCAUCAACGGCGCACGCCUGCUGCCGCGGCAGGAGCACGUCUACAACCUUGGCAACGUACUCUUCCUCGAGUCGUUCCCGUUCAUCAGCGCGGACGAGCUGCGCCAGCGGGCGGCGCAGGCCGGCGCCGCCGAGCCGGAGGGCUCGGGCGCGGCGCCGGGCGGGCUCGGCAGCCGGUUCGAGAACGUCGAGUCGUUCGCCGGUGAGCAAGGCUCGCCCGACGGCGUCAUCCGCGAGGACGGGCCGCUGCGCGUGACGUCGCUCGAGCCGGCGCGGCCCGAGAUCUGAGGCGCCCCGGCGCGGGACGAGCCCCGGCGCGGCCCGAGGUGGGGCUCCUGCCACCGAGUGCGGCCGCAGCGGGCAAGCGAACGCGUGCGCGGAGUGAGGCCCGCGGGAGGUCUGCCCGUGGCCGUGCGGCUGCCGGGACUUGACUGCAGUGUGCGUCGGUGAUGUGCCUCUCGCGCAAGGUGCGUGGCCUGCAGCGCGAGGCGGGAGCCGGACGGCGCCAGAAGACGCGUCGGCGGCAGGGCAGAGGUGGGGAGAUGCAGGCACGUUAUGCGUCAGGACUUAGCUGUUACCCAGGCCCGUGUGCUGACGGCACUUUGGAACCUGUGAACUGGGUACAGCCCAGAUCGCAGUGAGUGUUCAUGUUAAGCUACGUGGCCCGAUGUGUUACGUAACUCUUAGUACCUAUGUUGGGAUAAAAUGAGCGAUUGCGUUGAGCCCCGCUGUGUAAGCGUGUUGCGGUUGGGCAACUUAAGUGAUUGUGGGGUCCAAGUGUUUCUUUUACACGCCAUUGAUAAUAAGUAUUUGUUCACUCGUUGUUACGUGUAACGUACAUAUCGCUUUAUAAAUAAAUUAACAUACAGUG
Messenger RNA from Pollicipes pollicipes, 2881 nucleotides. RefSeq lists its product as uncharacterized. The record is from RefSeq and is a predicted model, not a curated record. Lineage: Eukaryota; Metazoa; Arthropoda; Thecostraca; Pollicipedomorpha; Pollicipedidae. Gene Ontology annotation, biological process: extracellular matrix organization; cell adhesion. Bases 397 to 2298 code for a protein of 633 amino acids. Gene Ontology annotation, molecular function: cell adhesion molecule binding. Gene Ontology annotation, cellular component: extracellular matrix. The transcript is spliced from 8 exons.